Triplophysa rosa is the source of this 669-nucleotide messenger RNA. It is a transcript of the gene mespaa, whose product is annotated as mesoderm posterior aa. Lineage: Eukaryota; Metazoa; Chordata; Actinopteri; Cypriniformes; Nemacheilidae. The coding region runs from base 1 to 669 and encodes 222 amino acids. The transcript is spliced from 2 exons. Gene Ontology annotation, biological process: mesoderm formation; somite rostral/caudal axis specification; regulation of transcription by RNA polymerase II. Gene Ontology annotation, cellular component: nucleus. Gene Ontology annotation, molecular function: protein dimerization activity; RNA polymerase II cis-regulatory region sequence-specific DNA binding; DNA-binding transcription factor activity, RNA polymerase II-specific. The record is from RefSeq and is a predicted model, not a curated record.
AUGGACAUCUCCAGCUCGUCUCUUCAGGUCCAAGACGGCACUGCCUUCCUGUUUAACUGCCAGAGUCUUCUGGAUCAGAGCAACCUCGUGUCGGACGCCGGCUACUACAGCGCCAGCCUGUCUCCAACCUCCUCCAUCGGUUCCUGUGGCUUCUCUCCUCCGACGUACUCAUGCGGAGCACAGAUCUACCCGCACAACACCACACAGGUGACGAAGUCCCAGCCGCCCAAGAGAACCGGACGGCCCAGGUCGAAAUUCCCCGGGGUGAAACGGGAGACUGCAAGCGAACGAGAGAAGUUGAGGAUGAGGGAUCAGACCAAAGCUCUUAAUCACCUGAGGACCUACUUGCCUCCGUCCGUGGCUCCGGCUGGAAAGACCUUGACGAAGAUCGAGACGCUGAGACUCGCUAUUCAGUACAUCUCCUGUCUGUCUGAGCAGCUUGGGUUUGGGGAAGAGGAGGCGAAUGGGGUUUCUUCCGAACAGAUUGAGAUCGAAGCUUCGCCGAGCAUGUUGGGCAACUUUAGUGGAGAGUCUUCAGUCGCUCAAAGUUUACCAGAUCAGCAGUUUCAGCCGUGUUAUCAGAACGCAGAUGAAGGCCAUUUCCUUACAUCCCAAGCUCAAGACUUUGGGAUGCACCAGCUACACAGUUUCUUCCCUGGACAGUGUUGA